Musa acuminata AAA Group (dessert banana) is the source of this 3163-nucleotide messenger RNA. Its product is annotated as subtilisin-like protease SBT3.18. The record is from RefSeq and is a predicted model, not a curated record. Gene Ontology annotation, molecular function: serine-type endopeptidase activity. Lineage: Eukaryota; Viridiplantae; Streptophyta; Magnoliopsida; Zingiberales; Musaceae. The coding region runs from base 658 to 3012 and encodes 784 amino acids. Gene Ontology annotation, biological process: proteolysis. The transcript is spliced from 10 exons.
UUUCGAAGCCUAAUAUACAAACCUUGAAGUUUUGCUUGAGUCCUGCUUAGAGUAUAUCUGCAUGGAUAAUGUAGUCUUCGGUGCUUGGAUUCUUUCUGCUACAUAAGAAUGUGAUAGGGGAAUAUAUGACACACAUGCUGCAAGUUAUCUAAGAUGUUAUCUUGGAUAACCGAAAAUUUCUCAUCAUAAGCACUACUCAAUUGCUCUAUUGUGGCAAUGGCAGUCAUGGGAGAUCAUAAGCAGGAUUUUUAGAUAUGAUGAUGAACUGCACACGAGUUCAUAAUUAUAGUGUAUCAGAUAAUUAGAGCAGAUGAUUAGACAAAAAGAGAGGGGAAGUAGGCCUCUUUCCCUUGUAAUCAACCUUGCCUGCUAUAUUGGUAUAGACUUCAUGCUGAAUCCAAGAGAGGGUAGAUAGAUUACUCUGAGUUGUAGUUGUGGAGCUCAAUGAUCUUGAGAGAAAGAACUAGGUCAGUGCAACUUGGAAAGGGAAGGAAGGAAGUCAUGAUGCAGACAUGGUGCAUGUCAGAGGACAUUGUAGCUUUACAAGGCUUGCAGUUGAAGCAGUCUACACCAUGCUGAACUCCAUGGAAUGAUAAACUAUGGCCUUUCCCUACUAUAUAAUGCACAGACUUGCAACUGGCAGAUCUGUGAGAGGCAAUGACUACUUCUUUUCACCUCCUAUGGGGCCUCUUCCUCUGUCAUUGGCUUUAUUGCAGUCACUGCUUGCCCACAGGCCAUGUGCACAUAGUCUACCUGGGCCACAGCCAUGGCCAAGAUCCUCUCCUCACCACCAAGCUCCAUGUCAAACUUCUCUCCAGUGUCUUCUCCAGGCAAGAAGAAGCAGAGGAAGCCAUGGUGUACAGCUACAGGCAUGGCUUCUCUGGUUUUGCAGCGAUGCUCAACUCAACACAAGCCUCCACCUUGGCGAGUUUCCAAGGGGUGAUAUCUGUGUUCAGGAGCAAGUUGCUGCAGCUGCACACGACGAGGAGCUGGGAUUUCAUGGGUCUCAGCUUGAACAUUCAGCAAAGGAUUCCAUGGCAGUUGGAUUACGGCGAUGGCAUCGUAGUUGGCAUCUUCGAUACUGGCAUAUGGCCUGAAUCCGAAUCCUUCAAGGAGGAGCCCGGAAUGCCGCCGGUGCCGCAGUCAUGGCGCGGCACCUGCGUAAAGGGCGACAAAUUUGAACCAAAGAAGGCAUGCAAUCGUAAGCUUGUCGGUGCCAGAUACUACCUCAAUGGCUUCGAGCGUGAGUUCGGGCCGCUGGACACAAGUGGGGACGGCGAGUACCGGUCGCCGCGAGACCGUAUCGGGCACGGGACGCACACGGCGUCCACCGCCGCCGGCUCCACUGCCGCGAACGCCAGCUACUUCGGCCUGGGCCUCGGCGCUGCACGGGGCGGCGCACCCCGGGCACGGCUUGCAGUGUACAAGGUGUGCUGGUUCAAGGACUUUGAUGGCAAGUGCACCGAGGCGGACGUGUUGGCAGCCUUCGACGACGCUCUGUGCGACGGAGUUAGUGUGAUAUCAGCCUCGCUGGGUUCUUCGCCGCCAUUGAUGCGAUUCUUUCGGACGAGCACAGACAUCGGGUCGUUCCACGCAGCGCAGGUGGGAGUCACGGUGGUCUUCUCCGCCGGGAACGAUGGCCCGGAGCCAUCACUCGUGCAGAAUGUGUCGCCAUGGAGCAUCUGCGUCGCCGCUGGGACCAUGGAUCGAACGUUUCCAACACAGAUCCUUCUGGGGAACAACCUCUCCUUCAUGGGUGAAGGCUUUGUCAGAAAGGAAAUGAAGAUGAAGUUAGUCGACAGUAUCAAAUUCUUUGAUGAUGGAUCAUGUUCCUUUGACAAAUGGAACCACAAGCUUGCCACAGGGAAGAUUGUUCUUUGCUUCUCCUCAAUAGGGCAGGUGUCCAGCACAACCGCAGCCCUAUCGGUCUUGACAGCCAAUGGAUCUGGCAUCAUCUUUGCCCAGACCACAACGGAGCAAGCAGCUACAGAUGACUACCUUCCAUCUGUUCAAGUUGAUCUCAGUCAAGCUACUCAAAUCCUCUACUACAUACAGUCAUCCAAGGAUCCCACAGUACGUGUUCUUCCCAGCAGAACAAGUAUCGGCUGCUCACCGGCUCCUUCUGUUGCAUACUUCUCAUCGAGAGGACCAAAUUCUGCCACUCCAAACAUCCUCAAGCCUGACAUCACUGCUCCUGGGGUGAAUGUACUAGCGGCGUGGUCUCCGAAAUCUUCACCCACUCUGCUGCCAUUCGAUGAGAGAUCUGUGAAGUGGAACUUCAACUCCGGGACUUCCAUGUCGUGCCCCCACGUCUCAGGCAUUGCAGCCCUCAUCAAGUCGGUUCACCCCACCUGGUCCCCUGCAAUGAUCAAGUCCGCUUUGAUGACCACAGCUUAUGCGAGGGAUACGAGCUCAGAUAGUAUAUUAGCAGGAGGAACUCUGAAGCCGACGGAUGCCUUCGACAUGGGCGCGGGGCACGUAGAUCCCCUGAGGGCAUUGGAUCCAGGGCUGGUGUACGACAUGGGAGCUCGAGACUACGUCGUCUUCCUCUGCAGCUUAGGGUACACGCAGGCGCAGAUAAAAUCCAUGCUCCUCCCAUCGCCCGGCGUCGACACCAGCUGCGGCGGCGACGAGUCGGAUCUCGACCUGAACUACCCGGCCAUCACGGUGUCGGAUCUCAGCUGCUCCACGACGAUACGUCGAACGCUUCGCAACGUGGGUAGGAUUAAGAACGCGGUCUACUUCGCGAGCGUCAGGAGUCCUCAGGGAGUGCAUGCCGUGGUGUGGCCGAGGCUACUGCUGUUCUCGAGGAGGAAGGAGAGGAUUACGUACUACGUGACGAUGAUCCCUUUGAAGAGGUCGCAGGGGCGAUAUGACUUCGGGGAGAUCGUGUGGUGUGACGGCCAUCAUCGCGUGAGGACUCCAUUGAUUGUGCAUGUCAAUACUACGAAGGAUGGAGGGAGCAGCAGCAGCAGCAGCUCCUCCUCAUUGGGAGGUCUCCAAGUUGCAUGACUGGAGAUGAAGUAUGAAGUCUGCACUGCGCUAUUGCUUUUUAUCUUCUUCUUGCUAUCAUCUUGAGAUUGUGGUAGGAUUUCCAGGAACUUCGACUGCUAACUUGUUGGAGUAGUUCUUAGUUGUGAUGAAGGAGCUCAGAGGAGCUUUU